Diversispora eburnea is the source of this 591-nucleotide messenger RNA. NCBI's taxonomy places the organism in Eukaryota, Fungi, Glomeromycota, Glomeromycetes, Diversisporales, Diversisporaceae. The record is from the annotation of a GenBank genome assembly.
AUGGAGAAAAUUCUCGUGAUUGGUGGAUUUAUAGAAAUAAAUUGUGAUUUCGUGACAGGCACUUUUCUUUAUCCAAUAAGAGUUGGCUGGCAAACUGUAUUCAAACAAAAUAAAAGACAAUUUUAUAUGCAUAUUACGGAAGGACAUGAAACUAAUGAAACACAACCAGGAUAUAGAUGUACUUCUGGUAGUAAAUAUAGUGAUAUAGAAUCAACACCAAGUGUAGCAAUUACAAGUUUAUAUAAGACUUUUUUCAACACAAAAACUAGGUUUUCUGUUUCACUUAUAUUGGGAUGGGAUGGUGAAAAAUUAUUAGAAAUAUCAUUAAAAGAUGUUUAUUUUUGUGCAUUAGAAUAUGAAAAAAAAAGAUCUUUAUUUGUACAACGAAUAGAAAAAAACAAUUGUCAAAUUACAAUAUAUACAUCUGAGAAUAAUUCAAUUACUUUUUGUGGCACAAACCCAGAUGAUACUUGGAAAAACGUUAGAUUAUAUAAAAAAUUUCGUGGAAUGGAAUUAUUUGGUCUUGAACAUUCAAUAACACAAAAGAUUAUUCACAAUAAACAAUAUGUAACUUGCACUUCUGCUGCAUGA